UUUUGAAUUUUAUAGUGGGCGAGGUUUUUGUUUGAAAGACAUAGAAAGAAUGUGUCAUCCGUUAUUGGAAGAGGUUAUUUCAUCAUUUGAAUUUAAUACACAAUGAGUGAAGAAAACAUUAGAAGACGAGUAGUUAAUAGUUUCCGUAAAGCUAUUGAUUUUGAGCAGAAGAAUAACGAUUUGGAGGCAUAUCGGAAAUAUUUAGAAGGGCUUGCCCUUGUAGCUGCAGCUCUCCAGCAAGAUGCAGAUAGUGGUUGGUCGCUUGGAAAUCCAUCUCUCACUCCCAAAGAACGACGUAGUCUUAUUGGAUUUGCAAAACAAAGUGUUGACCGCCUUGUAUUACUUAUCGAAAAGCAGGAUAAUGAGUUGAGUAAAGUAUUCAAGGCAACAACACAAGUUAUGGACAAUGAAGGAGCCAAAAGAAGCUAUAAGAAUUUACCUGCUGAAGAGACUCUGGUACCAAAAUCUUCGGUAGGAUCACCAUCACCUCACCGAGAGACCAUCAGAAAAGGAGAUGCAUGUGAACAGAAUUGUAGCACAAAGAGUGAAGAAUCUCCAGUUGCACGCAUGCAGCAUGAAAACAAAUUAUUAGUGGCACGUUAUUCAUCCAGGCUUCAGGCUGCCUCAACAGCCAUUCAGCGUCAGAAUUUACAGUUAGAACUUGAGCGUCGCCUCACAGAAAAUGCUGCCAUUGCUAGACAGAGACAGGAAGUGUGGGAACAGCGUCGAAGUGAAGUUGCUGCUCAUUGUCAUAAAAUUGCAGAGAUAAAAUUUCAAAUCAAUGAAAAAAUUGAGAAUGGGACCAUCACAGAAACAGAUUUCAAAAAGCAGAGAGUGUAUGCUGCUGCAUUGCAGUAUGAGGAAGAAAAUUUGUGGCUGAAGAAAUCAAAACAGGAUCAACUGCUUCAACCAGAAGAUGAAAAACUGCAGAGGGCCAUCAUUAGCCAAAUUCUUCUUGAUCGUUCUCAUCCUUUUGGAUGUCUGCUGUGUCAGAUGCAGUAUGCUGUCUUAGACAAAGUGAAUCCAAUAAUUACAAAACACCAGACAUUGUUAUUCCAAAGGCACAGUAAUAAAGAAGGCAGCAAUGACGUGUGCAGUGAUACAAGGCGUCAGGUAUUGUCUAGCAUUGAUCAUGGUUUAUGCAAUCUCACGGUGGACAGCUCUGCUGACCGUGAAGCUAUGCGGAAACAUGAUGUCAGUGAAGCGGCAGUAGCUCAAGAGGAGAGGCAAGCAUUCCAUAGACACUUUCAGAACAUCGCUAUUGACAUAAAACAAGACAUUAAGCUUCUUGAGACUCUGCUGAUUGAUUUGGUUGAACCCCUUAACACAGAGAAAGGACGAGUAAUUGUUAUGGAAAUGUUGCAUCAUAUGUACUUUGCUCCCCUCAAAUCAUACUUAAUUGUCCUUUUAAGACUUAUUACACAUGAAGAUGAACUUGAAUUUGAGGCGGUGAUGAUGACACAAGAUAACACUGAGAUGGUACCAGUUGAGGAAGAUAUGAAGAGGCAAGUGUGUGCCAUGUUACGACAUCUAACACUGUUACACAGCCCAUGCCAGAUGCUUGAUAGCCUCGUUGCAGUGGUUAAAGUGCUGGCUUCAACAUCCAAUGAAAACAACCACUGCAAGUCACUGGGUGCAGAUGAUCUUCUUCCAAGGUUGAUGACUGUCAUUGUUUCAUAUGGACUUCCCAGCCUAUUUGCUGAGGCCAUGUACAUGGAGAACUUCAUGCCAACGGAUAGAGCAUUGGGAGAGGCUGGUUAUUCUUUAACAGUUCUUCAGAGUGUCUUGUCCUGCUUCCUGCCACAUUCAGGUUGAAUUGUUUUAGAUUUGUGUAAUAUCUGUUCUACUGAUUUUACAACUUCAGACAUGCUUUGUCUUAAUGGUUUGUUUCCCAACAUAGAGGAAAGUAUUGUAUCUUGGGUCGGUUUUGUGUUAUGAUUUACUUUGUGAACAAGAGUGCUGGUGGAAAGUUCCGAACGCUCCACACUAUUGCAUGUGUUUUCUGGCAACUGGAGUAUACUUAUAAUUUAAUACUUCUUAAAGUAUACUGGUAGUUGAAUGCUGAAAUAUUAAUUUUGAGGGGAUCUGGUCAUUACGGCGAGCAUUAUGAGGACCAAGACAGUGAAAUCCAAUAGCUGUAAUUUAUGUGAUGUACGGAGAGACAAUGUAAUCAUGACAGUCUCGUUUUCUUUUACCAUAUUGAUGGGUGGGAUGGUAUGUAAGACUCCUCUAAAAUUGAGAGAGCUUGGUCUUCCUUGCAAGGCUUUUUACAUGAGAUAAAAUGUAGAUAAUGAACAAAGAGAUUCUCAAUUAAUCACCCUGUUGGGUUUUGGACCUCCGAUGGAAGCUGUAGAAGCAUCAAUCAUCCAUCAUGUAAUCCUUGAAAUUCAUUCUUGGAAAUAUAAAUGUUGAAGGAGUAGGGUUACUAAUGGCAUUUAGAGCAGCAGUUGUACCAUUCCCCUUUAGCCUGAAGUAACAUGCCCCACUUGCUUCAUUCCCCUAGCACCCAUGUUAUUAGGAGGAAUAUGAACAGUAGAGUUGCCAGUCAUGAUUAAAUUAUAGAUUUUAUUAGCAGAGAACUUGUGCCUUGACAUAGACUCCUUUGAAUCCCCCAUCCAAAAAAAGAGAACUUUCAUGCUUUCAAGAUUAAAACUUGUCACAGAAGAAGGAGUAUCAGCCUUGAAUUUUCUGAAAGACAAGGACUUGUGACAUUUCCUCAGUCCUCUCAGCAACAUACUACAUCACAUUCCUUGUUUCCCCAGCUCCGAUAUAUAAAUACACCAUAUUGUAUUCUUGCACCUGGUUUGAAAUACUUGACCAGUGUGUUCCUGUGUGAAACCAAAAACUUGUUAAUCUAAUUUAUGUCUUUGUAUUCAAAAACAGUAAAAUUUUGCUGUUCUUGGAACUUCGUCAAAUGGAAAUUUAAUGUAUGUUUUGAAAUUCCAAAAUCGUGUGCUGCUGUCUUUACUGUCUCUCUCAAAUUGCAUCUCGCAUGACUUGUUUUGUGACUUACAUUUACCUUGUCUUGUUCUGCCAGCCUUGCUUUAUGUCACUCUCUUAGAAACAAAAUAGAUUUCUUGAUACCAAACUUAUUGAACAUACUAAUUAAAUUUUAAAUUUAAAUAAUGCAAGUGCGCUGUGUUGCAGCUUGGGACAUGAUCCAAGGUACAGCAGACCAUGAUGCCACAAGAUAAUAUGAGAGAUUAUAACACAAAAUUAAUAGUUGUUUUAGGUUAAUUGACAAACUACUUAUAAUUAAAACAAGAUGUAAAUUACCAUCUAAGUAUAUAUAGUUUAUUCCUUGUACUGAUUACAUGUUGCUAAAACCCCUACAUGUUUCAGUCAUACAAGACCAUCUUAUAAAUCAGUAUAAUGAGCUCUGUCUAUAGUUAUGAUAGGUUAAUUGAAAAAAUACUUAUAUGAAAUGAAACUGAUCUUACCUAUUCUUUACACUCUCAGGAAAUAAUACCAUCUUAAACAGUAAAUAACCUCAUAGUAAACAAAGGUACAAACACACACUGUUCACAGUGGAAGAGUCAUAAAUGAUGUAAAAUUUAACAUUUGUGUUCAUAGAUAGCAGAGCAGUGACUAAUGACCCAGGGUACAGAGACCAUGUCUGUUCCUAAUUUCACUUCUUGUUAAAUAGUAUUUAUGCAAUAUCUCAUAUUACAGGAAACUAGGACAAUGCCAUACUAAUACUUUGUCUCCUGAUUUUUUUGGGAGACAUAAGAAAUAGCUGCAUAAAGUGGAAUGCCCAUUCAGUGUUCCUCAAUUUAACAUUUUUCUUCAUUUGAUGAUCAGUUUCUGUGAUCUCAGGUCAAUAAUCUCAGUGUUAAAUUUCCUCCAUUUAAGAUUUUUCUCAAUUUUAUGUUCAAAUGCUCUGCUCCAUGGAAAAAUCCCAGUUGGGGAUUUGAGCAUAUGUGUAGAUGUGCUUGGCUUGAGAACAUGUAUGUAUAAAAUUUUACCACUUGUGAAACACACCAUGCACACAAUACACAUACGUACUCGUACGUUCCACAGAUCAAAAAUUUAAUUUAUCAUAUGACUUUAGGAUAUGGAUUAAGGCAUAAAAUAUGUAAAAGUGCAAAACGUGG
Molecule: messenger RNA, 4094 nt
Organism: Cryptotermes secundus
Lineage: Eukaryota; Metazoa; Arthropoda; Insecta; Blattodea; Kalotermitidae
Product: VPS9 domain-containing protein 1
Exons: 9
Coding region: 103-1815 (570 amino acids)
Source: RefSeq, a predicted model, not a curated record